This is a messenger RNA of Solanum stenotomum, 2771 nucleotides long. RefSeq names its product KH domain-containing protein HEN4-like. Lineage: Eukaryota; Viridiplantae; Streptophyta; Magnoliopsida; Solanales; Solanaceae. Gene Ontology annotation, cellular component: nucleus; cytoplasm. The record is from RefSeq and is a predicted model, not a curated record. Gene Ontology annotation, biological process: regulation of gene expression. Gene Ontology annotation, molecular function: mRNA binding. The transcript has 9 exons. The coding region runs from base 345 to 2462 and encodes 705 amino acids.
GAAAUCAAAGACGGAAAACGAAUCCAAAAUUUCGUCCCGCCGGUGAAAAAACUGGGAAGAAACGAGCCCUACAGUCCUUGCCUACAUUACUUAGCUCCACUUUGAUCGACUCCAUUACCGGCUAUAGAUUCCGUUGUAUUGGAAAUGGGAUAUGUUUUGUAGAAUGCUAUGGAUGCUUUUGAUACUUGGUGGAAUUUAUCUGUCUAAUUUGCUGUUUAAAGAAGGGAGAAGCCUACUUAUUUGACAAAGUCAUAUCCUUGUUGGAGUAAGUGCUAAAGCAAGGAGAAGUUGUCCAAAGGAAUAAGAAGGUUCUUUUAGUUGAUAAUAAUUCAAUCCAUCUAGUCAUGGACGAAUACAAAAGAAAUUCUCUCAAGCAACGCUCGAACCCCCAAUUCAAGAGGAAGGGAGGCAGUAAAAAUGCAAAGUUGAAUUUUUCUAGUCAUGAACGGUCAUCUGAAAAUUCUCAGAAUUCAGAUACUACCUAUUGUAUACUUUGUCAAUCCAAAAAAGUUGGUAGUGUAAUUGGAAAAGGUGGUAGCAUAAUCAAAGCCUUGAGAGAGGAAACUCAAGCAAAGAUUACAGUUGCUGACAGUGUUCCUGGUUCUGAUGAUAGAAUAGUAAUCGUCUCUAGUUCCUCUACGAAACUAGCUAGGAGACAGAAUAAUGACAAAAACAAUGAUAAUCCAGAGACAGGGGAAGAAAAUUGUUCCAUGGAGCCACAUUGUGCUGCGCAAGAUGCUCUGUUAAAAGUUCACUAUAGGAUUGUUGAGGAAGACUUGCAGGGAGUACAAAGUGAGGAUAAGAGUGAAACUGUAAUAAUCACGCGUCUCCUUGUUCCGAACAAUUUGGUUGGAUGCCUUUUAGGAAGAAAAGGCGAUGUUAUUCAGAAAUUGCGAAGUGAGACUGGGGCUAGCAUUCGUGUCCUUUCUGCUGAGCAUUUGCCCGCUUGUGCUAUGACCACUGAUGAAUUGGUCCAAAUAUCAGGCAAACCUGCUUUAGUGAAAAAAGCCUUGUAUGAAGUAUCAACUCUGUUGCAUCAGAAUCCUCGCAAAGACAAACCUAUCUCGAGUUUCCCUAUGGUACAUGGUGCUCAAGGUUUUCACCCCCCUGGUCCUCCCAUGGAAAAUAUGAUUCCUCCAGGAAAACCAAUGUGGUCUCAAAGUAAAACUAAUUUAAAUGGUAUGCCGCCUGCAUUAGGGGUGGGAGGCUAUAGGAACCAGCUUACUGGAUUUGGCCGUGCAGAUUUUGAUUAUGGUCCUCCCCCUAGUGCUGGUGAAGCUCCAGGUGAUUUCACCAUGAAAAUUCUGUGCUCAGCUGCAAAAAUUGGCGGUGUUAUAGGCAAGGGAGGCUUCAAUGUAAAACAACUUCAGCAGGAAACAGGAGCGGGUAUACAUGUUGAGGAUGUCGCACCCGAAUCUGAUGAAAGAGUUAUUCGUGUCUCCUCUUUGGAGUCUUUUUGGGAUCCCAGAUCACGAACUAUUGAUGCCAUUCUUCAACUUCAAAGUAAAACAAGUGAAUUUUCUGACAAAGGAAUUGUCACUACGAGGCUUCUUUUUCCCUCAAAUAAGGUUGGCUGCAUUAUUGGACAAGGAGGACAGGUUAUCAAUGAGAUGAGAAGGAGAACGCAGGCGGAUAUUCGUGUUCUUUCCAAGGACGAUAAACCCAGAUGCGCAUCUGCAGAUGAAGAGCUUGUGCAGAUAUCUGGAAGCAUCGGUGUUGCAAAAGAUGCCUUGGUUGAGAUUUCUUCAAGGCUCAGAGAAAGAUGCCUUAGGGAUGCAAAUAGUAAAGUGGAGUCUACUCCUGUUAGGCCACUUCCUGGAUUUGUUCCUUCAGAGGAUUUUCGAAGUGGAGACCCACAACGUUCAGGUGCGAUGGGGGCUGGUAGCUCUAGAAGAUAUGAACAUUUGAAGGGUGCUGUUCGUGAAUUUGACCAUCCAAGUUAUCCAGAUCUUCCCAUUGCCACUAGAUUCUCAAAUAUCCGUAGUCCCCCAGAGAUGAAGUUUCCAGACCAUUCUUAUGGUUCUGCAAAAGGAACAGGAGGGUACAACAUUGAUGAGUUUGCUGGAAGAAGUGCAAGAUUUCAGGAUCCUCGUUCUGUUGGACCUGGAUUCAUUGAUGAUAUUCGGGGUGCUCCAGAUCAUAUGAAUGCUGGGCACAACGUUUUUCACGGGUCCUCCGAGAAUUUGAAUGCUGGGCGACCUACUUUUCAAGGAUACGGGUCUCCUGCUGGACAGAGCAGCAACAUUCAGCAAGGCGCUUACCACCAGAAUUAUGCUGCUCAACAAAGUGCUUAUCAAAGUUAUCCAGCUAAAGGUGGCUACCCUAGUGGUAGUCCUUCCCAAUUGCCUUACCAGAACCCUAAUCCUCAUCAAGCUCCAUAUCAAAACAUCAACUCACAGCAGCACCAGCAGGCGCCACCGCCAUACCAGAAUAUGGCUGCACAAGGCUCCUACCAUUAUUGAUUCUCAAUACUGAGUUACUCAAAAUACCUAUGGCGGGUUUUGUACAAUAAUUUAAUCUCGUGUUGUGCUAUAGUUGUUGCUGAAGUGUCAGUCAUAGUGAUCUAACUUAUUGCAUUUGAUGGUUAAGAGUAUCGUUGAACACAGGUUAAGUAGUUGACUGUUUGGCAAUAUUUUCAGAGACCUCGCUUUAGGUUUUUUCUGCAGCAUUCAACUUCCUUGUGGUUUAAGGUGUUGCAGUUAUCUGCCUAAUUUGAUUUCUUUGUAAUGAGAUUGUUUUCAAAUGACAAAAAUUUCCUUAGUAUUCCUAAA